GAAAACAUCAACAUUUGAACAUUAACUGGACUGCCACAAGUUUCUACAUUAAUGAUAAUGUUGCUGCAACACAUAUUUCAUACGAAGCUUUAGUAGUUCGCAAGAAAAAGAUCCAAAGGCUUCUAGAAAUGCUUUCUACUAUAAAAAUUUUAAAAAAAAGUCAUCCUGACAUCUUUGAUCAAUUAUAG
Molecule: messenger RNA, 188 nt
Organism: Funneliformis caledonium
Lineage: Eukaryota; Fungi; Glomeromycota; Glomeromycetes; Glomerales; Glomeraceae
Source: the annotation of a GenBank genome assembly